AUGGAGGAACGUAAGGCAGAAGAGGAGGUGUUAGAUAUUCUUCGGCUGAAUGUGGGUGGCUGUAUUUACACAGCCAGGCGGGAAUCACUGUGCCGCUUUAAGGAUUCAAUGCUGGCGUCCAUGUUCAGUGGUCGUUUUCCUCUAAAAACGGAUGAAUCGGGGGCUUGUGUUAUUGACCGUGAUGGGCAUCUGUUUAAAUACCUUUUGGAUUAUCUUCAUGGAGAAGUUCAAAUUCCUACCGAUGAGCAAACCCGCGUUGCCCUACAAGAAGAGGCUGAUUACUUUGGCAUCCCUUAUCCAUACAGCCUGUCUGACCACCUGGCCAAUGAAAUGGAGACAUAUUCUUUAAGGUCAAAUAUAGAACUUAAAAAGGCUUUAACAGACUUCUGUGAUUCAUAUGGCUUAGUUUGCAAUAAACCGACAGUUUGGGUUCUACACUAUCUUAACACAUCUCUUGCAAGCUGUGAGAGUAGAAUUAUUGGUGUGUAUGCCACAAAAACGGAUGGAACUGAUGCCAUCGAUAAACAACUGGGAGGAAGAAUUCAUAGUAAAAGUAUUUUUAAGAGAGAGGCGGGAAAUAAUGUUCAGUACAUCUGGAGCUAUUAUUCAGUAACAGAAUUGAAGAAAAUGAUGGAUGCCUUUGAUACCUGGGAAGGAAAAGGUGUCAGCUACUGGCUGGUGCCUCACGAGUUGAUAGAGUGUUGGACGCUGGAAGAGCAGCCUUUACUUGGAAGUUUACCCCACAUGGCCCCUGUUCGAAAAAGGCGACUGGUAGCUUUUAAUGAAGAGGAAGAAAUUGUGAGUUGUAAGACUGGUCCUAAGCCGGUAAGAUAUUUGGGCCCUUCCACAAGCACCCAGAUCAAAGUCAAGAAUUCGGCUUCAGUCAGAGUGUCUCCAGCCAGGCCUCCCCAGACCUCAGCCCGAGCGAUGGCAAACAGGCCUCAUAGCGGAUCUGCACCUUCGAAAGCCACAUCUGCUGUGGGCACAAGUGCAUGCGUGGAGCCCCAGGCCUCCUCAGGACCCAGGAGUGCUGAAAAUGGGGCCACACACCCACCUCCAGCAAAGGUUCUACUCUCCGACAAGAAGCCUACACCCACACGAGUGAUCAAACUGAAGCGGACUCCACUGUGUGCCACCGCGGUGUCGUCUCAGUCCCCCUCGGAAGCCAGGAACCAAACCCGUUCCCUGGAGCAGCCUGCUCCCGAUGCUUCCUGCACUGUGGGUGUGUGGACCGAAAACGGCAAAGAUGAAAGUCAUCGAUAA
This is a messenger RNA of Chrysochloris asiatica (Cape golden mole), 1263 nucleotides long. RefSeq names its product potassium channel tetramerization domain containing 18 (gene KCTD18). The record is from RefSeq and is a predicted model, not a curated record. The transcript has 6 exons. Gene Ontology annotation, molecular function: protein binding. Gene Ontology annotation, biological process: protein homooligomerization. NCBI's taxonomy places the organism in Eukaryota, Metazoa, Chordata, Mammalia, Afrosoricida, Chrysochloridae. The coding region runs from base 1 to 1263 and encodes 420 amino acids.